UUGAACGCCUAAGUAUGAUGGUUAUCCUCCUGAACUGUGUAACUCUGGGAAUGUUUCAUCCAUGCGAAGAUAUAACUUGCGAUUCACACCGCUGCAAAAUCUUACAGGGCUUUGAUGAUUUCAUCUUUGCAUUUUUUGCUGUGGAAAUGAUUAUCAAGAUGUUUGCUUUGGGAAUAAUUGGGAAGAAAUGCUACUUGGGUGAAACCUGGAAUCGCUUAGAUUUUUUUAUAGUGAUGGCUGGGAUGCUGGAAUACUCUUUGGAUCUCCAAAAUGUUAGCCUGUCGGCGGUGCGCACUGUUAGAGUUCUACGUCCAUUGCGGGCAAUAAAUAGAGUGCCAAGUAUGCGCAUUCUUGUGACUUUGCUGCUGGACACGCUGCCAAUGUUGGGGAAUGUCCUCCUUCUCUGCUUCUUCGUCUUCUUCAUCUUUGGGAUUGUCGGUGUUCAACUUUGGGCUGGCCUGCUGAGAAAUCGUUGUUUCCUCCCUGAAAACCUCAGCCUCCCUAUUUCAUUCGAAUUGGAAAGAUACUAUAGGACUGAAAAUGAAGAUGAAAAUCCAUUUAUCUGCUCCCAAACAAAAGAAAAUGGGAUGCAAUACUGCAGGAACAUCCCUGUACAAAGAAUGGAAGGCCUUGAGUGCAUUUUGGAUUAUAAUUCAUUUAAUUACUCCACUAAUACCUCAUGUGUAAACUGGAACCAAUAUUACACAAACUGUUCUGCAGGAGAACACAAUCCCUUUAAAGGUGCUAUUAAUUUUGACAAUAUUGGAUAUGCCUGGAUAGCAAUAUUUCAGGUUAUUACUUUGGAAGGCUGGGUGGAUAUUAUGUAUUUUGUGAUGGAUGCACAUUCUUUCUACAACUUCAUCUAUUUUAUCCUUUUAAUUAUAAUUGGAUCAUUCUUCAUGAUUAAUCUUUGUCUUGUAGUCAUUGCAACCCAAUUUUCUGAAACAAAGCAAAGGGAAAAUCAACUUAUGAAAGAACAGAGAAUUCGUUUUCUCUCAAGUGCCAGUACCCUAGCCAGCUUUUCUGAGCCUGGUAGUUGUUACGAUGAACUGAUAAAGUAUUUGGUGUACAUAGUUUGCAAGGCAAAGAAAGAACUUGUCCAAUUCUACAGAGAUGCUCUAUUUAAAAUGGGUUUCAAAUCCAGCCCAAUGAAAAACAAAACAGAAAAACUGACUUACGUAAACAAGAGGAGAAGAUCUUCUGUGCACCACCUAAUUCACAACCACAACCAUCAACAUUAUCAUCUAAAAAAUGGAAAUUUGCAAGCACCAAAGGCAAGCCCUGAACUCAAUGAAGUGGAUGUCAGCUCUCAUCAGAAAGGAAGCAGAUUCAUGUUUUAUUUUGCAGGGAGAUCACAAACCUCACCGGUCACGUCGGUCAGCAAUACACAGUCAAUUCACAGCAUUUAUCAUGCUGAUUGCCAUCUUGAACCUGUGAAUUGUGAGCCUGCCUUAAAUCCACCAGGGUCUUCUGUAACAAAGUCACAGGUGAUUCCCAAAAAUAUACUAGGUAAACAUGUAUACCCAACCGUUCAUCCACGUAUACCAACUGAUAUAGACAGGAAGACCCAACAAGCUGAACUUUCAGAAAUUCCUAUGAUUACAUGUGAUGCUCCUAUUCAUCCUGAACAAGUUUACAGCUCAAUGAACAGGCUGCUAGAGAAUCAGAAGACAGGUGUCUGCAAAACUCCAUGUAAAAGUCAACCUACAAAAUCCAAUGCUGGGUACAGUGAACUACACCUACCAAAUAAGGAGACAGUGGACUCUGAGAUUGAUGGGGAAUAUGAGAUCACCCAGGACACUCAAUGUACUGUUAAAACUGAAGUACACAAAGGGAAAGAUAGACCGAAAAGCUUGAGUAAUUGUUUGAAACUGUGGAAACUAGUGUGCGAAACAUUUAGGAAAAUUGUUGACAGCAAAUACUUUGGCCGUGGGAUUAUGAUUGCAAUUCUAAUUAACACCCUCAGCAUGGGUGUAGAAUAUCAUGAACAGCCUGAAGAACUUACUAAUGUCCUGGAGAUCAGCAAUAUUGUGUUCACAAGCCUAUUUGCUCUGGAAAUGAUUUUAAAAAUGUUGGUGUAUGGACUUUUUGGGUAUAUUAAAAGUCCUUAUAAUAUAUUUGAUGGCAUCAUUGUGAUUAUCAGUGUGUGGGAGAUCAUAUGGCAGCAGGAAGGAGGUUUAUCUGUGCUGAGGACGUUCCGUCUCAUGAGAGUUCUGAAGUUAGUGCGGUUUAUGCCUGCUCUGCAGCGUCAGCUUGUAGUCUUAAUGAAAACUAUGGACAACGUUGCUACAUUCUGCAUGUUAUUGAUGCUUUUCAUUUUCAUCUUUAGCAUUCUUGGAAUGCACCUUUUUGGAUGCAAAUUUGCCUCAGAAAAAGAAGGGGACACCUUGCCAGAUAGAAAGAAUUUUGAUUCUCUCCUAUGGGCCACAGUAACUGUAUUUCAGAUCUUAACCCAAGAGGACUGGAACAAAGUUCUCUACAAUGGAAUGGCGUCAACAUCUUCAUGGGCAGCACUGUACUUUAUCGCACUGAUGACUUUUGGAAAUUAUGUUUUGUUUAACCUGCUGGUUGCAAUUCUUGUAGAAGGAUUCCAGACCGAAGAAGUUUGCAAAAGGGAAGAUAUGAUUUCUCACCUAAGCUGCAUACAUGUGGACUCAUCUGUGGCGGAUUCAUCACAGUCUUGUUCUGAAGCAGGACAAGAAGAAUAUGGAAUCUACAAAAGCAAUUCCAAUAUGUCUUUUGCUUCUUUACAUGGAUACCAAGAUGGAAAGGGGACCUUACAACCACCACUCAUCACACAUACCGCUGCCACUCCACUGUCCAUACCAAAAAGUACUGUGUUUGGAGACAUUCCACUGAGCUGUGACUUCAAGAGGGAGCUAAGCCUUUCUGGAAGUCUUUCUAUAAGUGAUAAACAAUGUAUGUCAAAUACCCAGAAAUAUCCUUACAAUUCAUGGGGUGCAGUAUGCAGUUGGAACAACCGAAGAUCUAGUUGGAACAGUAUUGGACGUACUUCCAGUCUCAAAAGAGAUGUGCCAAGUUCUGAACAAAAGUCUUUACUUUCUACAAAUGAGAAAGGAAUCUUAAAUGGGGAAACAUGUGAUGAAGAGGUGAAUGGCCCAAAUGUAAUUUCUUGUAACAAGAUGGAGCUGAUGGAAAAAAGUGAUUUUCACAUGUGUGAAAGUUUGCAUUUCCCUUAUUCUUGUGGGAUACAAAGUAGACAAAGCAAUACAACACAGUACAGCAAUAACAGAAAAUCUUUGUCGUCCCCUCUGUUUACGCACUUUCAUGUAGACGAUCAAAAACAUGAUUGCAGCAACAAUGAUGAUGAUGAUUAUGUAAAUAUGAGCAAAGGACAAAGACUAAAAGCUUGGAUUUCAAGUCAAUUACCAUCCUGGUGCAAAGAACGAGAAACAUGGUCCCUCUAUCUAUUUUCACCUAAUUCCAAAUUUCGUCUGAUGUGCAACAGAAUCAUUACUCACAGAAUGUUUGAUCAUGUGGUUUUGGUGAUCAUAUUUCUGAAUUGUGUCACUAUUGCAAUGGAGAGACCAAAAAUAGAACCUCAGAGUGCUGAAAGAAUAAUCCUUACCAUGUCAAACUAUAUAUUUACAUUCAUUUUUUUGGCUGAAAUGACUGUAAAGGUAGUAGCAUUGAAUUUUUGUUUCGGUGGAAAAGCAUACCUGAAAAGCAGCUGGAAUCUUCUCGAUGGAAUGCUUGUUUUAAUCUCUGUAAUUGACAUCAUAGUUUCUAUGGUGUCCGACAGCGGCACCAAGAUUUUAGGCAUGUUAAGAGUUCUGAGGCUGCUGAGAACCCUAAGACCACUACGGGUUAUCAGCCGUGCUCAAGGAUUAAAGCUUGUAGUUGAGACCUUAAUGUCUUCAUUAAAACCAAUUGGUAACAUUGUGGUAAUCUGCUGUGCCUUCUUCAUCAUAUUUGGGAUCCUUGGAGUUCAGCUUUUCAAAGGAAAAUUUUAUUAUUGCCUUGGAGAGGACACAAGAAAUAUAACCAAUAAAUCUGACUGCCUUGAAGCAAAAUAUAAAUGGGCUCGACACAAAUAUAAUUUUGAUAAUCUUGGUCAGGCGCUAAUGUCUUUGUUCGUGUUGGCAUCAAAAGAUGGAUGGGUAGACAUAAUGUAUGAUGGACUUGAUGCUGUUGGAGUAGAUCAACAGCCUGUUAUGAACCACAACCCUUGGAUGCUUCUGUACUUCAUUUCUUUCCUCCUGAUAGUUGCUUUCUUUGUCCUCAAUAUGUUUGUGGGAGUAGUAGUGGAAAAUUUUCACAAGUGUCGACAAAAUCAGGAGGAAGAAGAAGCAAAACGACGAGAAGAAAAAAGACUUAAAAGGAUGGAGAAAAAGAGAAGGUGUAAGGAGAGGGAACUGGCAGAGUCCCAGUCCAAACCUUACUACUCAGACUACUCCCAUCCUCGUCUUCUCAUUCACCAAAUGUGCACAAGUCAUUAUCUGGAUUUAUUUAUCACUGGGGUUAUUGGAUUAAAUGUGGUUACCAUGGCAAUGGAACACUAUCGACAACCUAAGAUUUUAGAUGAUGCCCUGAAGAUAUGUAAUUAUAUAUUCACCCUCAUUUUUGUCCUAGAAUCUGGAUGCAAAAUGAUUGCUUUUGGAUUACGGAGAUUCUUCAGAGACAGGUGGAAUCAGUUAGACCUGGCAAUAGUUCUUCUUUCCAUUAUGGGGAUUACUUUGGAAGAAAUUGAAGUUAAUGCUUCGUUACCCAUUAACCCUACAAUAAUUCGGAUUAUGAGAGUUCUUCGAAUCACGCGUGUUUUAAAGUUACUAAAGAUGGCUCUAGGCAUGAGGGCAUUGUUGGAUACUGUUCUCCAAGCACUUCCUCAGGUGGGAAAUCUUGGCCUGCUCUUUAUGUUACUUUUUUUUAUUUUUGCUGCACUGGGAGUUGAACUCUUUGGGGAUUUAGAAUGCAGUAAUACCCAGCCAUGUGAAGGACUUGGGAGGCAUGCAACAUUUAGAAAUUUUGGAAUGGCUUUUUUAACUCUCUUUCGAGUAUCAACAGGAGAUAACUGGAAUGGGAUAAUGAAGGACACCCUAAGAGACUGCAGUGAGGAAUCUACAUGUUACAACACUGUCAUCUCUCCAAUCUACUUUGUUUCCUUUGUGCUGACUGCUCAGUUUGUCCUGGUCAAUGUUGUGAUAGCUGUUCUCAUGAAACACUUGGAGGAAAGCAACAAAGAGGCUAAAGAAGAGGCAGAAUUGGAAGCAGAGAUGGACCUUGAAUUUCAGAUUCAAAAUGUACACAUGUCAGACAGUGACAUCUUCCCCUGGAAUGGUAAAGAUCUUGGACAUUCUCCAGACAGCACUUAUGGAUAUACGGAUUCUGGGCCUGAGAAUGAAACACAGUUUUCUUCACUACAUCCAAUGGAAAGGCACAUGUUUGAUACAAUAUCAUUGCUAAUACAAGGCUCUAUAGAGGGUGAGAUGAAGCAAAUGGAUAACUUGUCUGGAUCUGUGUACCACCACUAUGCUAUCCUGCCACUUGAAAAGGGAUUCUCAGAGAAACAGGUACCAUUGGCAGAGAUGGAAGGUCUGUCUUUAACAUCAGACAUCUUUUCUGAAAGGUCUUGGUCCUUAGCUCAAGGAGAUGAGUGGCAGCCAGAUGAUACCAGCAAUGCACCAUUUAAUGAUGAAAACAAGAAUGACUCUCUGGAAAUAUUUUUGAACCGCAAGGAAAAUUUUCCAAGUGGAAUGACGGAAAAUACAUCACUAUGUCCGUUAUCCUCUGCAGACGUAGCAUCGGUGUUUAAGAAAAGUCAACCUAAAAAAACAUUGUGUAACUUGGAGCAAACAAGCACCUACGUGGAACAUUUUCAUGAUAUGUGCAAAAUGUUUAGAUACCCAAAUACUUCCCAAGGUAGCCUUAAUCCAUUCGGAGAAUUAUCUCAAGAGCAAAAAAAACAAGAUUUAUUAAACACAGUGUUUUGUAAACAUAAUUUUAACUCGAAAGCAGUCAAGGCGCUGAGUGUAUAUUCUGCCGCAUAUUCGCUAAGCCAAAAACUAAAACUAGGAAACAGCAAUAAUGUUAUCUUAAAGGACAUUAAAAAAUUUUACAGCAUGGAUGCUCAGGAGAUCUUUACAAAAACCUCAUGGAAGGAUGAUCCCAGGAGACAUUCGAUUGAAAUCUGCUCUGUAGAAAAUACUCUUCAAUACUACCCAGUUACACAUUCAUGCAGCUUCACUAGCCACGUAUUAAAUGAGAAAGAUAACUUGCAAGCAAUACAGAAGACAUACGGACACAGCCCUUUCAAUCCAGAUACUAUUACUUCAAUAUGUGCCUCUGAAUUGUCGUGCUCAAAUACAGAAGUGCAGAUGACAUAAAAAUGCAAUUAUAUACAUCUGAGGCAAAUAAAUAUUCUAAUCGUGGUGGCUCUUUAAUUCCAGAAAUAUAACUCCUACUAUAAUGCAAAAAUGAAUUAUUGGAAAUAUUGAUUUUUUUUUUUUUUUUGGUUAAUGCUUCUACACCUUCUAUCGGCGUGCCACAUUACUGGAUGCCGAUGUUGUGGGUAUGUAUUAACAGAUUAUGAACAACAAUAUGUGAAGUCUGGCAUUCUACCCACAUUUCCAAAUGGUCUGGGUGCUCUUCACAUGUUUGAUAAAAGAUAUACACUGUAAAGGAUGAAUGUACUCAAACAGAAAACUCCAAUCUAAGUUGUAAUAUGAAAUACUACUUACAUAAUGAUCAAUGUUUUACCCCCCUCGCUUGUUUCUUUUUCAAAUAAAAUAAUAAAAUUAACAGGGCAAAUAAUUAUAGGGUACAAUGCAAGUGAUAAUGAAACUCGCCAGUGUAAAUUCCAAACACAUGUGGAAGCAAAUUUAGCGUGUUUCUGAACUAGAAAUCUUAAUAA
Molecule: messenger RNA, 6871 nt
Organism: Pelobates fuscus (common spadefoot toad)
Lineage: Eukaryota; Metazoa; Chordata; Amphibia; Anura; Pelobatidae
Gene: CACNA1G
Product: calcium voltage-gated channel subunit alpha1 G
Exons: 34
Coding region: 15-6344 (2109 amino acids)
Biological process (GO): calcium ion transmembrane transport; positive regulation of calcium ion-dependent exocytosis; calcium ion import
Cellular component (GO): neuron projection; voltage-gated calcium channel complex; plasma membrane
Molecular function (GO): voltage-gated sodium channel activity; low voltage-gated calcium channel activity
Source: RefSeq, a predicted model, not a curated record